Paecilomyces variotii is the source of this 1907-nucleotide messenger RNA. RefSeq names its product monooxygenase. NCBI's taxonomy places the organism in Eukaryota, Fungi, Ascomycota, Eurotiomycetes, Eurotiales, Thermoascaceae. The transcript has 4 exons. The record is from RefSeq and is a predicted model, not a curated record. Bases 462 to 1883 code for a protein of 473 amino acids. Gene Ontology annotation, molecular function: FAD binding.
ACCCCAACGACAUUGUUAACCUUCUGCAGGACCUGGUUACACUGACCACCGAGAACUUGAAAGAAAUAAGAACUGCUGAAUGCUUCCACGUGCUCUAUGCAUAUUCCAUCUUAUUUGUACCCUGUUAAAUAUACGUUGACGCCUAUUCUUCAAUACAACGGAUCCUCUUGCAGCCCCUCUGCGGGCCGAACCCUUGUAGUAUAAGUUACAUCUCACGAGCAAUCAAAACUUGUAUGGAGUACAUUGCACUACGUCCAGGUACUAAAGGGUAGACCAGUGUCACCAACAAAAAGGAUACCCUUGUGUGCAUUUCACAGAAGACCCUGUCGUGACACCAUAUCACCAAUGUGUAACUCCCGUAGCCCCAUUAGAUAUAGGCAGUCCAUACUAAAGACGACAAGACAUAUCAAGGUUACCUCUAGUGAUAUCCUCGAACCUCGCAGAACAAAUUUAUUUCAGCUAUGACAGAGUCCAACUUCCGCGUCAUUAUCGUGGGUUCCUCAAUCGCCGGUCUAACACUAGCUCAUUGUCUCCAACGAGCAAAUAUCAACCAUGUCGUUCUUGAACAGCGAGACGAAAUUGCUCCUCAGAUCGGUGCCUCAAUAGGCAUUCUGCCAAAUGGCGCGCGGAUCCUUGAUCAAUUGGGUCUAUACAGACAUGUUGAGGAACUGGUCGAGCCCCUGGAGGUAGCUCAUAUCAUUUACCCGGAUGGAUUCAGUUUCAGUAGUAGAUAUCCCAAGAUUCUUGCUGGAAGGUUCGGAUAUCCAAUUGCUUUUCUCGAACGGCAGAAGUUCCUUGAGAUACUGUAUCGUACGUAUCCGGAUAAAUCUAACAUUCUUCUGAACAAGAAAGUUGUCGAUGUGCGCUUUCUUGAUCAAGAAGCUUGUGUUGUUACGAACGAUGGCUCUACAUAUACAGGCAACCUUGUGGUCGGGGCCGAUGGAGUGCAUAGUCGUAUCCGUGCAGAGAUGUGGCGUCGAGCAGACAAGAAUCAUCCUGGGUUGAUUACGCAUCGUGAGAAAACAGGUAUGAAGACAGAAUACGCAUGUAUAUUCGGGAUAUCAUCACCUAUCGACGGCUUAAAAGCUGGCGAGCAGGUCAACGCGUUCUAUGACGGACUGACAAUCAUCACAAUUCACGGGAAAGGCGGUCGUAUCUUCUGGUUUAUGAUCAAGAAGAUGGAGAAGAAAUUCACAUAUCCGGAUAGACCACGCUUCCCUCCUGAGGACGUUGAACGCGUUAUUGCUACCAUAGGUCAAUAUCGCAUAUGGGGAAACAUCUACGUCAAGGAUCUCUGGGACCGAAAGGAAGUCGUGUCAAUGACUCCGUUGGAGGAGAAUGUUUUCGAGACCUGGUACUUCGAUCGUAUGGUAUUACUCGGUGAUAGCGUUCAUAAGAUGACUCCAAAUUUCGGCCAAGGUGCAAACUGCGCAAUAGAAGACGCUGCAUUACUUGCAUCACUGCUAGAGAGCGUCAUUCAUAACAAUGACCAUGGGGCUAGUACUCCAAGAAAGUCAUCAGAUCUGGAGGAUAUUGAUUCGUUGCUUCGAUUAUACCAGCAGCGACGAUACAGUCGAGUAAAGUCUAUCUACCGACAAUCCAGGAUGGUUACACGACUGCAUGCACGGGAUGGCCUUUUCAAUAUCAUAGUAGGCCGGUAUUACGCUCCCUACGCGGCCGACUUACCAGCGGAUAUAGCAUCGAGAGCCAUCGCGGACGCGGAAAUGCUUCGUUACCUUCCAGUAUGCCAACGCUCGGGGCCGGGAUGGGCUGAAUAUUGCAGUGGGCAGCGCACGAAUAUCCGGUCUUGGUGGGCCAUAUUGAUCAUCAUCGCGCUUAUCAUACUUUGGUCGCGAGGGCUGAUCUUCCCUAUCAUCGUUUGAUCGGUUUCAGUCAUGGAUAGGGAA